CAUUCAUUCGUUCAUUUCUUUCAUUCGCUCAUUUUUCAACUUGACCGUUCGACCUACUGCGUUCUCGUCUUUCUCAAAAUAUCUUUCCGAAAUUGUUUUAUCAUUCCAGACGAUCGAUAGGCAAACGGUCAACAUGGUUUCCACGAAACCCGCCGCAUCCGCAGGCAUCACCAGCUUCAUCCUGCGAACUCUUCUUUACAGUUUGCUCCUUUCAAAUGUCUUUCCAGUUGUUGGGGCAAACCCAGUGAGCACUGCGGUGAAGAUCUGUAAGAGCUUGAAAUGCUGGGGUAAAAGCGAUUUCGUCCCUGCGCAGAAGAUCAAGGCGCACAAGACCAAAAGCAUUGUAUGCAAAAACAAAAACGCUCCUAAAGAUGUCGAUGGUUGGAAUAUCUCCAAGAAUAAGCCAUGGCCCAAAGUCGAGGACAUCGUGGCUGACAUCAAACUCUGUGGUCUUCUGAAGUCGGAUACACCGACAGCCUUCUACAGUUUUGGAGGAGGCUACUCAAAUGCUGUCAAGUUCCAGGAGAAAUACCCCGACAAGAAAGCUGUCACGAUCAACGAUAUCAUGCCCGAUAUAUGGUACACAGCAGCAAACGCAGCUGCCCCUGGCAUCGAAACACCCUACAGUCCUGCAGCACAAGUCUGGUCGGCUCGGGUAUCACAAGCUUUGGCGACCGCAUCAAGUGGCGACGCCUAUGUCAUAUGCAAGAAUGCAAACAUCUACAGCACGCCGUGGGGAACAGACGAUCGAGACUUCGCAUUCAGAGGCCAACACAAUGUCUGGUUUGACUACGAAUUCGCAACUCUGCAGAGAAACUCUGCGAUCAAUGGCAUAUACACAGUAGCUCACGACACACUCGCAAUUGACGACAGCGUUGAGGGAUCUUGGGUGCGCGACCGUUCUCCCCAAGGAGAGAAAGCAAAGAAUCACGAAAACGCCAACGACGCCACGGAGGAGAAGUAUAAGAAGCAGAAGAAAGAGUGGGAAGACGCUAACCCAAUCCCAGGCCAGGAUUGUGGUGAAGCAUCGAACGCCCAGGAAAAGAGAGCAAAUGCCAAAUCCUCUGGUAAGGCCAGCACUACAAAAGCAGCAUCUUCUGCUUCUGGAUCGUCUGGGGCCAGCGCUGCCGCGUGCACGUUGAAACCCAAGUCUUCCUCUGGUAGCAUCUCGUCUACAUCCUCUUCUUCUGGCAAGCCUUCAUCUACCUCUUCUGGAAAGUCUUCAUCUUCUACCUCUCGUAGUGUUUCAUCCACCAAAAGCGGGAGCACAAAGACUUCUAGCGCCAGUACCCUUGCGACUUCAGUCCGAUCAUCCAGCAGCAAGGCUUCAUCGAAGAGCUCCAGUGGCAAGCCGUCUACUUCUUCAUCGUCUUCCAAGCGCUCUAGCAGCAAGGCCCCUACGAAAUCAGCAUCCAAGACCAGCACACCGGCCUCAAAGACUAGUUCAUCCAAAGCCGCCGCUGCGACGACCAAGAAGACUUGCCCCAAGGGAAAGAAGAAGUGCUAA
This is a messenger RNA of Periconia digitata, 1507 nucleotides long. The record is from the annotation of a GenBank genome assembly. Lineage: Eukaryota; Fungi; Ascomycota; Dothideomycetes; Pleosporales; Periconiaceae.